Molecule: messenger RNA, 993 nt
Organism: Cylindrotheca closterium
Lineage: Eukaryota; Bacillariophyta; Bacillariophyceae; Bacillariales; Bacillariaceae
Source: the annotation of a GenBank genome assembly
AUGGACCAACAAAUCGACACCAAACCACUUCAAGAUGAACACGGUAGACUGAUUGGAUACACUUGUGAGGGUGCUACAACAAAUGCCGCUGAAAUCAACGAGGUGGCAACUUCCUUUUAUUUUGGUCUGCAAUAUCCCAUUGGGCAACAAAAGGCUGCCGUCGAAUACAUUAAUCAAGCCUUGUUGGAACAUGUCGCUACAGACUAUCAUUUGAUAUCGGGAACCGCCUGCAAUGUUCUUGGUGACAUCAGUAGUAGUGGCAGCAGCAGCAGCAGCAGCAGUAGUAGUAGUACGACAACCACAAUAUCAUCUCAACAACAAGACCAACCAUCGUCUUCCUUGUUGGUAUCCAUCCAAAGCGAUAUAAACCGGGUCGAACUCGGUCAAUCCUGCAGGGACGAAAGCUCUUUCUUUGAUCCCAGUCUACAAGACUGUCAAACGUCACAAUUGAUAUUGAAAGGCUUGGUAUGGAAUGCCUCCACAAUGCCCGAUGUUAUUUCCACUGUGGAAAAUUGGUUGCAACAAGAAGGCACAGACGAAGAAUCAUUAUCAUUCACAAACAAUAACAAUCCUUAUUAUUCCAUUCAUUAUUUGGGUGGCCAAGAGUUGGAAGAUCAAAUGGUCAUUAGUACGGGAUCCGGUCGACCCAACUAUCCAGCCUACCAAAAUGAAGGUGUGGAGAAUGACGCGGCACCCAACCAAAAUUACGUCACGGGACUGUCCAAAAUGUCACCACUCGGCAAAGGCAUGGUAUGCUUGUUGGUCUUGGCCUUUUUGGGAUUAGUUUUGGCCUUUGUUCGCAAACAAAAGCUUCAAAAGAUUCGGGACGAGGAACGCAAAAGACAGCUGGCAGCAAAUUCCAACAAGGAGAAUGAAAUGCCGGUACCUGAACUAGAUGGCAUAUCAUCGUCCUCAUCACCUUCCAGCAAGGGUGACGUUUCGAGCAAGGGCGAGUUGUCCCUGACGGGAAGUAUGUCGGCCGGGUCCGCAUGA